AUGGCCUUGGCGACACGAUUAGGUCGCACAUCAGCAGCCGUAGCAGCAGCGGGCACCUCUCGAGGAAAGGAGGUUCCACAGAACGAUGUACCUGGCAAAGCCCAGAAUGCUGUGCGCUUCACCAAGCGUCGCCAGACUGCCAGGAAGGGGAAGAACCACUUUAAAUGUCGGGAAUGUGGGAAGACCUUCAACCAGACCCUCCACCUGGUGGAGCACCAGCGCAUCCACUCGGGGGAGAAGCCCCACAAGUGCGACGCCUGCGGGAAGUGCUUCCGGCACAGCUCGUACUUCUUCACGCACUACCGGAUCCACACGGGGGAGCGGCCCUACAAGUGCAAGGUGUGUGGGAAAACCUUCAACAGCAGCUCUACCCUCAGCAGUCACCACCGAAUCCACACCGGGGAGACGCCCUUCAAAUGCAACGAGUGUGGCAAGACCUUCAGGCAGAGCACCAAGCUGACACGUCACCUCAGGGUGCACACCGGCGAGAAGCCCUACAGGUGCAGUGAGUGUGGCAAAUGCUUUGGCCGCAACUCUUCCCUGAGGGACCACAAGCGGAUCCACACGGGAGAGAAGCCGUACUGCUGUCAGGUGUGUGGAAAAAACUUCCGGGUCAACUCACACCUCGCGGAGCAUCUGCGGCUCCAUGAGGAAGAGCGAACCUUCCAGUGCAAUGAGUGUGGCCAGUUCUUCCGGAACGGCUCCCACCUGUUGGAGCACAAGCAGCUGCACCUGCCCGAGAUGCGGGAGGAGUGCCUGGAGUGCGGGAAAGUCUUCUCCAGCAAGGAGGCCCUCCUCCAUCACCAAAGAAGCCACACGGAGGAGCCCUUGUACCACUGCCAGGGCUGCGGCAAAGACUUCCGCUGUAAGUCAAGCAUCCAACGGCACAAGCGGUUGCAUGCGGGGCAGAAACCCUUCGUGUGCUUCCAGUGCGGUAAAGGAUUCACUGACAGGACCACCCUGAAAAAUCACCACAGAGUCCACUCUCAGGAGAGGACCGAUCCCUGCGGCAAGUGCGGUAAAUCCUUCAAGCACCUGGCCUCUCUGAUGUCCCACCUCCGGAUACACGAGGAUGAUGAUGAGCCGUAG
Ochotona princeps (American pika) is the source of this 1089-nucleotide messenger RNA. Its product is annotated as zinc finger protein 239-like. The transcript has a single exon. The record is from RefSeq and is a predicted model, not a curated record. The coding region runs from base 1 to 1089 and encodes 362 amino acids. Lineage: Eukaryota; Metazoa; Chordata; Mammalia; Lagomorpha; Ochotonidae.